AUGGGGACAGUACUUAUCAGUACUUCGUCUGCAAAGCAAUAAUAUACCUACAGUGGAAACAUUGAUGCCACAAAAAAUGGUUCUACUGGUAUCAUAGGUUCCCCAGGUUAUCCUGGAAACUAUCCAAACAACGCUGCCUAUACAUGGACACUGAAAACAGGAAAUCUGAAAGCCAGCGUCUCCUUGAGCUUUACCGACUUCAACAUCCAAAAACACGAGCACACUUCACGCUGUAAGGACUAUUUACAGAUAAAAGAGACAGAACCUUGUUGCUAUAAAGCCAUGCAUAGGUGUGGUCAUUUCAGUCCAUUUAGUUUGACAGUUACUGGUCGCAUUAUAACCAUUUCGUUCGUAUCAGAUACUUCGCUCAACGCCAAAGGAUUUAUUAUGACCUGGAAAGUACUCGUUCAAGAAACCCCAGUAACAAAUGCAUUUACAAAAACUUCAUGGAGCUCAGAUAUAUCAACGAAACUAUCACUGACAAGAACCAAGAAUCCGGAGGCAUCUACAGAAAGAACUAUCACUAUAGGUACACAGCUUUCAAACUGAGAUAUUAUUCGAAUUUAAAUAUGUACAUAUUCAACUCAUAACUGAUAGAUACGAAAGAUACUAUAAUUUCUUAAGAUUUAAGGAGGCUGUGGGGUCCAACAAAAAAAUUGUCUCCAAAAUUCACCGAAUUUGCAGAAAUGUUUCACAUAAUCUAAAUUUACAUUUUAUUGUGAAAGACCACAUCACAAUUAUCGUUAAUUUAUCAUUUAUUGCAUCUGAAAAAAUUGCAAAUUAUGUAAAAAAAAAAAAAAAAUUAUGAAAAAUAUAUGAAAUAUUAAUAAAGGCAUAAAACAUACCAAUAACAUCACAAUAAAUUAACACAAUUAUAACAAAAACUUAACAUUAUUUGUUACAAAGAAAAUUAUCACAAUUUUA
Magallana angulata is the source of this 924-nucleotide messenger RNA. RefSeq names its product procollagen C-endopeptidase enhancer 2-like. The transcript is spliced from 4 exons. The record is from RefSeq and is a predicted model, not a curated record. NCBI's taxonomy places the organism in Eukaryota, Metazoa, Mollusca, Bivalvia, Ostreida, Ostreidae.